Molecule: messenger RNA, 707 nt
Organism: Pistacia vera
Lineage: Eukaryota; Viridiplantae; Streptophyta; Magnoliopsida; Sapindales; Anacardiaceae
Product: protein QUIRKY-like
Exons: 2
Coding region: 120-707 (195 amino acids)
Source: RefSeq, a predicted model, not a curated record
AAGAUGAACACGACUCUUCAAGUCCUUACGUUGUGAUCGACUACUAUGGCCAACGUAGAAAAACCCACACUGUCAUUCGUGAAUUGAAUCGCUCAUGGAACGAGGUUCUUGAAUUCAACAUGGAGAAGCCAACGGAAGUUUUCAGUGACAUGCUUGAAGUCGACGUCUACCACGAUAAAAGUUAUGGCCCCGCGAGGAGAAACAAUUUUCUUGGGAGGCUUCAGUCGAGUCAUUUUGUUAAGAAAGGAGAAGAAGCUUUGAUUUAUUAUCCUCUUGAGAAAAGGAGUUUGCUGAGUUGGAUACAAGGUGAAAUUGGGUUGAAGAUUUAUUAUGUUGAUGCUGUUCCAGCGCCGCCCGUUGCUCCGCCGGAAAAAGAUCCACCUGUUCCUGAAAUUGAAGUUGCACCACAACCACCAGCUCCAGAAAAUGCGGUGCCUGAAGGGGAAAAGAAACCUCAACCUGACUCGUCAGCACCACCACCACCACCACAAGAAGAGCAACCUCCUGAAGCAAAAGAUCAAGAACCACCAAAAAAUGCUCAAGAACAAGAUCCACCACAGCCGGUGAAAGAGCAAAGUGAUAUUGAGUUUAAUCUGAGUGGAUCCAAGUGGGGUCCGUGGGAAACUCCUUCGAACCUUAAAUUAGAUUUUUUUUUUCUCGAUUUUGUGUGGUUUACGUUAUGCAAAUUCAAAAAAAUUGGCUUAUAA